AGAGGCGGGACUUCCGGUAGCGCAGGUUGGACAUAAAGUGACAGACUUCACCUCCAUAAAAUUGGAAGAAAAGCCGAAGGACGACGCGGUACAAGUCAUAAAACAAUUGUAAUGGUUUUCAGACAUGGACGACAUAAACCUUCAUUAUCGCUUUCUGAACUGGAGGAGACGUAUUCGAGAAAUUCGAGAAAAUGAAGUACGAGCAGUGCGAUAUCGGGAGCGACUCAAGAGGAUGCUGAGAGAUGGAGACAUACUCAGGUAUCGUGGGAAUGCAGAUGAAGUUGGCUGCUUCGUGGCAGCCAGACCGUUGUCAAAAAGGAACCGCUAUUUUGAAGUGACUAUCCUCGAUACAGGAGUAAGGGGGAUGAUUGCUGUUGGUUUGGUGCCUCAGUUCUACAAACUGGACCAUCAGCCAGGCUGGCUCCCACAUUCUGUGGCUUUUCAUGCCGACGAUGGCAAGCUGUAUAAUGGCAACACUGUAGGGCAGCAGUUUGGUGCGAAAUGCAGCAGAGGUGACAGAAUCGGCUGUGGGAUAUCUUUGGACUCUGACGAUGGACAGUUAACAGUAUUUUUUACCAAGAACGGGCAUGAAGUCGGCAGUGUUGACAUCCCAGGCUCUCCUGAUGCUCUUUACCCUGCAGUAGGGAUGCACUCACUAGGGGAAGAAGUGCUUCUGGACUUGAAUGCUGAAUGGGGAGGAGUGGAGGAGGAUGAUGGACAAAUGAUAGUUGAUAGCCAUGAAGAGUACUGGAGCCGUCUUCAUGACGUCAAAGUGACUGGCACGCUGCUGGAGUACGUUGGCAAAGGGAAGAGCAUUGUGGACGUGGGCUUGGCUCAGGCCCGUCGACCUCUCAACACUCGCUUCCACUACUAUGAGCUGGAGAUCACAGAUGCUGGAGAGAAAUGUUACAUUGCCCUGGGGCUGGCACGCAGGGACUACCCAAAAAAUAGACAUCCGGGUUGGAGCAGAGGAUCUAUAGCUUAUCAUGCAGAUGAUGGAAAGUUAUUCAACGGCAGCGGGGUUGGGGACCCGUUUGGACCCCGCUGCUUUGAAGGCGACAUUAUGGGCUGCGGUAUCAUGUUUCCUCGUGACUUUAACCUUGAUGGUGCAGAUGACGCAGAUGACUGGGAACUUGGUGUGGUUUCUAAGCCCAGUGAGGUUCAAAAUGAAUUGUAUGCAAACAACGAAGAUGACGAGGAGGACGAGGGAGAGGAUAUAGAGGGGAGGAAGGUCAUGGUGUUUUUCACCCGAAAUGGAAAGGUGGUGGGCAAGAAGGAAGUGGCUUUACCAGUUGGAGGUUUUUAUCCCACUAUUGGUAUGAUGAGCACUGGAGAAAAAGUCAGGGUGGACCUGCACCCCCUCAGUGGCUGACUGGUGAAAUCAGAGCAAGGACAAUUGAUUGUGCUCUGGUAUAUUUUGGAGAUCAGGCAAUAAAUGAUCCCUCCGUGUCAACAAGCUCUAAAAUGUCGCUCUAUUUUAGGGGUGGAUGAUGUCUCCUUCAUGGUGUAAGAAUCACUUAAGAUGCUGGCAAAAUGUUUUAUUAAGACUGAUCAGCAUAAUAUGUUAAUAUUACAUUUGUGCCUAAAUAAUGUGCUUUACUAUGAAUGAUUUUAUACUGUAAAGAAUCGGUUGAACCAAUCAAAGACUUUUAAGGGUAAAAUACUUUUUUUUUUUUUUUUUUUUUGCUCAAAAUAUGUUAAUAAAAUGCCAAAAAAGAGGUCUCAUUUGAGUAAUGAAUGUAAAAAUCCAAAUAGAGCAGACUUCAGCUAGCAAAUGGACCUUAUUCUACAUCAGCAGUUGUAUGAAUCGGCUGAUGUUGGUGUAAUUUUCACAGCCUGCAGCCAUUCUGCACUCUGAACUCCUACUGAUGGUGUAUUACUGACACUCAGUGGUGAGAAAGCUCAGUCUUCCAAAGGACAGCGAGUUUAGUCUGAGGCCAAGUCAGUUUAACUGUCUGCUUUACUGCUGUGGUUCAGUGAACGUGGCUGCUCGCUGACAUGAAGUCACUUCGUAAAGUUGUCAAAGCAUAUUUUGCAGAAAUGGUUCCAGCCACAUACACGGGAAAUUAUGGGGUUAAGCUUAAUCAUUUGUUGAAAUGAAUAUUAUUUUUAUGGCAGCUACUUUUUAUUUGCCAUAAACAGUUAUGAAAAGCAAAAAUCCAAAUGAAGGUUUGAUUUUAAAUGUAGGUGAAACAGUUGUGCUUUAGAUCUGGUGUGAUUUAAUUUGUCAAAACCUGCAGGUUAUAACCACAAGAUAUGUGGGGUGAGUCUAAAAGAUGCGACACAAACCAUUUGCAUUCCAUUGACACUCAGAAGUCAGAUGUUAAAGCUUGGAACGAUGUACCACCCGAGUUGAUUCUAAUCCAGUUACCAAGUUGUGAAGUUAGUGGGAUUUUCUCAGACUAGUUUGUAACAGUUUGGACAAUACCAUAAAUGCAAAUGAUUUUACUAGACUCAAAUUAAAUAGGUGCAAAUGAGCUGUAAAAUACUAAAGCUUUGACCACAUUUAAUGCAAUUGUGUGGUUUUUGUGGUUUGAAUGAAUGGCCGUUCAACUUCGUUACUUAAAUAUCUGGUUUGAAAUCACAAGGAAUUCUGUCUUCCCAGUUCUAAUGGAAUUCACCUUUUAAAUCAUGUCAAAGGAAGAAAAAAAAACUAACUUUAAACCUUCAAUACUGAGGUAACAGUCUGAGCUAUUAUGAUUAUUAUCUGGGCUUUAAAAUUGUUUUCCAUUAUAGAGAUAUUUUUGUUCUCCAUACACAUUACAUGCAAACUAUGAACCUGAAAAAUUCUAAACAAUUACUGAUUUUUACUUUUUUUUUUUUUGUUUGUUUGUUUUUUGGGGUGGGGGGGGGGUGUUUUUUUAAUAUAUAUACAUAUAUAUAUUUGAAUAUUUGGUUGAAGAUCUGGAUGUUGAAACUGAAGCCAUACUAUAAUGAUUGCUUGCUGCUCUCAGGUAUAUUUGAAGAUCAGAAGUAUUGGCCUUCUCUGUGGUUAGGUAAUUUUGUGUAUUUUUUGUGUAUUCAGUUAUUGUUUGCCACAAACUGUUUUGUUUCUUAAUUCUAUUAAUUUAUUUUAUGUUCACCACUAUUUUUUACUCUCACAAAUUUGCAAACCCCCUGACCCUCUAAAAAUCUUAGUAAACUUGUGGAUGGUUUGUAAAAGUAAAAUGACACCAGAUUUUAUCCCCCCUACCUUUUACUAGAAUGUAAAAGUUAAUGGGUCUGCUCUAUGCAUCAGGCGUUCAUUCAUCACUUCUAGCAGAUUUUCUCUGUGCAGUUUUUUAUGUUAUCUAUAAGAAUAUGGCAGUAGGUGUUAAGUUCUAAUGCCAACUGCAUUUAAAGGCUUGUAACUGUUAUUUCCUGUACUGUAUAUUAUUUUUUAUCAUCUAUAAUGCAAAAUGCUAAAAUGCACGUUAGUGUAAUAAGUACACUUUAAAUGAGAAUACAGAUGUCUUAAAGAGCUGGACUGCUUGUUAACAGAAGAUAUAACAAGCAAAGUUCAGUGUGAAACGUCCACUCUGGACCUUUUAUAAAAUAAAACAUUUGGAAAUACAUAUUGGACUUAAAAUGUUCCAUCUGGAAGAUUAAAAGAAACAUGACUGGAUCCGUGUUGGACUCCAAGCUAUGUUGGAAGAUUUAUCUAUAUCCCCUGUUUGUUAAACUCUGCUUCAUUUUAAGCCGAGUUGCUGCUAUGUACCAAGAACCAUACUGGGCAUAAAGUCACAGCCUGUACUGUAGAAUGUGUAUUUAUGGUUGGUUUUUCAGUUUUCUGUCAUAGUUUUGGUGAUUAUACAUCUCAUGAGGUAAGCGAGGUCUUCUGCUGUCAUUUUGCAACAUCCAUAUCCUGCCUGCAAAUGCAUCCUUCCUUGUAUGUUUUUCUUUCAUCUUGACUUAUCUCUCUACACUUUAAGCAAUCAUGCCAAAAAUGUUAAUAAAUAUUUAAACUUG
Messenger RNA from Melanotaenia boesemani (Boeseman's rainbowfish), 3948 nucleotides. RefSeq names its product SPRY domain containing 3 (gene spryd3). NCBI's taxonomy places the organism in Eukaryota, Metazoa, Chordata, Actinopteri, Atheriniformes, Melanotaeniidae. The coding region runs from base 125 to 1372 and encodes 415 amino acids. Gene Ontology annotation, molecular function: protein binding. The record is from RefSeq and is a predicted model, not a curated record. The transcript is spliced from 11 exons.